GUGCCACUUUCAGGUCUCCUCACACUGCUGGUGUGUUCCAUUUUUUGUCAUAGGGUGCUGGCAGAUUACGGGCCUCCCAUUGCUGCUGCCAGGCCCCUAAUCUGCCAUGGGCCCCUGUACCGCCUCCUUCAUGCUGCUGCCAGGUCCAGAGUUUCUCAUGGGUCCCUGUACGGCCUCCCAUUGCUGCUGUCUCCAUCGCCACACUCUGCCAUGUGCCACUUUUACAGGUCUCCUCACACUGCUGGUGGGUUCCAUUUUGUCAUAGGGUUGCUGUAUGGCCUCCCAUUGCUGCUGCCUCCACCGCCACACUGUGGCUCCAAACACUGGUUUUGGCCCCGUGACUGGCCAAAUGAGUGAAGUGUGCGGUGAUUCUAAGAUCGACGGCACUCAUCUGCAUGUCCAUACUGACUGACAGUAUUAUUUCUCUUCCCAGCAGACUCCAAGGGCAUUUAAAUUAAAGGUACAGUGUUCUGCACUAAUAUUA
Messenger RNA from Staurois parvus, 484 nucleotides. Lineage: Eukaryota; Metazoa; Chordata; Amphibia; Anura; Ranidae. The record is from the annotation of a GenBank genome assembly.